AUGCCCCCUAGUGGACUCGCAAACUCCAAACCAAACAUCGUCAUCUUUAUGCCAGACCAGCUAAGAUAUGACGCACUCGGGUGUUGCGGGAAUUCAAGGGCAAAGACACCGAACCUGGAGAAAUUCGCGUCUCGAGGCAAUCUCUUCACCAAUUGCUUUUCACAGGCCAGUGUCUGUUCCCAAAGCCGUUGCUCGAUGUUCACAGGCACUUAUCCGCACGUCUCUGGUCAUCGCAGCCUCGAAAAUCUCAUCAAGCCGUGGGAGCCCAACCUCUUUCGCAGCCUGAAGGAAGAUGGCUACCACGUCGCCUGUCUGGCUCCUCGGGGAGAUACAUUUGCUCCGACCGUGACCGAGCUGAGUGUUACAGAGUACGGAUUCCUCGAGACACCAGAUUUUCUUCCCAAAUCGUCGCCAAGCGAGCAGCGCACUGAGGAAGAAGACAUCUGGGCAAGGUUGUUCUAUAAAGGGGUCCGCGAUCCUCAAAAGACUCUCGAUUACGACGAGGCGCUUGUGCGGUCUGCUUUGGCCUGGCUCGACUGUCCACCUGCUGAACCGUGGGUGCUAUUCAUGCCGCUGCUCUUCCCACACUGCCCGUUCUCGGUCGAAGAGCCCUAUUUCUCAAUGCACCCUCGAGACGACAUGCCGCAGCGUGCAUUAUCUGAGGCCAAAACAGGCUACGAACCCAGGUACAUGCAAGUCAUCCGAGAGAGGUAUGGGACUGCACGAGCCACGCCUGCUAUGUGGGCCGAGAUCCAAGCCACGUACUAUGGGAUGAUCACCCGGUUGGAUGAACAGUUUGGUCGUGUCGUGGACAAGUUGGAUGAGCGUAGCCUGUGGAGCGACACCGUGACGUUCUUCUUCACCGACCAUGGGGAGUAUCUCGGUGACUACGGGCUGAUCGAGAAGUGGCCAUCCGGGCUGUCAGACUCUCUUGUUCGAAAUCCCCUUAUCAUCGGCGGUGCAGGGCUUCCACAAGGGUUGAGGCACGAUGCUCUGACAGAGAUGGUUGACCUGGUGCCAACUGUGUUCCAAAUGUGUGGCAUAGAUCAACACUUUCCGCACAAUGGGCUAUCCUGGAUGCCGCUACUUACGGGGUCUUGCUGCAGUCACAAGUCAUUCGCAUUUUCUGAAGGCGGAUUUCUCACAAGCGAAGAACCACUACUGGAACAAGCGCCAUAUCCAUAUGAUGUCAAGGCCGCGCUCCAACAUGAGGACACUAAACUUGUUGGUAAAGCAAUCAGCUGUCGAGACAAAGAGUGGACGUACAUCUUCCGCUUGUAUGAGGCCCCAGAACUGUACAGUCGGCCAAAUGAUCCAUCGGAACUUCACAAUCUGGCGGCAGAUCCAAAGUACGUUCCCAUCGCUCGCAGGAUGGAAAGUGAGUGCUUCAAGUGGCUGGUGGCAACGAGUGACGCGCUACCAUUCCAGAAAGAUCCGCGCUUCCCCCAAGUGGCACUGCCCAGUCCGAAAGAGCUCCUGCUGGAGAGGAUCCAGGCCUCAUCCAAGGUCCGCGUGAAUGGUACGAAAUAG
Molecule: messenger RNA, 1530 nt
Organism: Zasmidium cellare ATCC 36951
Lineage: Eukaryota; Fungi; Ascomycota; Dothideomycetes; Mycosphaerellales; Mycosphaerellaceae
Exons: 1
Coding region: 1-1530 (509 amino acids)
Molecular function (GO): iduronate-2-sulfatase activity
Source: RefSeq, a predicted model, not a curated record